Uncinocarpus reesii 1704 is the source of this 1281-nucleotide messenger RNA. RefSeq lists its product as uncharacterized. The record is from RefSeq and is a predicted model, not a curated record. Bases 1 to 1281 code for a protein of 426 amino acids. NCBI's taxonomy places the organism in Eukaryota, Fungi, Ascomycota, Eurotiomycetes, Onygenales, Onygenaceae. Gene Ontology annotation, cellular component: mitochondrion. The transcript has 3 exons.
AUGGCCAUGGCAACGAGGAUGGUUCUGACUAAGCCGAGGGCUGGAGCAACGGAUCACAUGACGUGUGACGCACGAGGGGAGCUUCAGUGCGCUCUUUCAGUCCAGAUGGCGACCUCAAGACUUCCGUUUCUCUACCCAAACCUUUUGCGCUCGGUGAGGUCCUGUGAGCCUACAACCUACCGGUCAAUUCGAUUCCCGCCCGCUCAGCACCCUGCAGCUGCCUUCCACUCAUGUCCGCGAUGCGAGCAAGAAACCUCCUAUCACCAGCGGUACGGGCCAGCGGCGGAGCCACAUUUACGCCCGCCUCCGUGGUCUACCGGUAAAGGUGACAUUCUUCCGCCGGAUAGCAUCUCCAAGGGCACAGAGAAAGCCCUCAAUAAGGACGAUCAGAUGCAGAACUCGAAAGAUUCGAGUAAGCAAACUGCCUCAUCUGCCACCGGAACUCCAGAUUCUUGUCAAUCUCCCCCCUCGCCUGAAAACUCGAUCUCUGCUUCUUCUACGGUUCUUGCGAGCGAAUUGUCUCCCCAAGGAAAUGUUGACGCUGGCCCAGGUUCAGUGGACCCGAAAGCGGCGGACGGCCCCUCGGAAAGCAAGGAUACCAAUCAUAAUUCCGCGACUGAUAACCUGGGAUCUGUAUUCCAGAUGUCAGAUGCUAGUAUGGCGUCUUCACCAUCGUCAUCGUCUCCACAACCCGAGUCGAUGUCACUAAUGCCUUCUCCUGCCUCAGAAUCGCAUAGGCACCCCCAUCUUUCUCCUCCCCCAUACGUACACCACUUCGACAGUUAUAGUCUAGUGAAAGAUCUCAAUAAAGGCGGUUUCACCGAGGAGCAGUCUAUAUCAAUAAUGAAAGCUAUCCGGGGGCUACUAGCAGACAACCUUCAAGUAGCCCGAAACGGGUUAAUCUCGAAGUCGGAUUUUGAAAAUGAGACGUACCUUUUCCGUGCGGCAUGCUCUGAAUUGAGAAACUCUAUACAAGCGUCGCGGAACGCAGAAAUUCAGGCGCAGCGCGCCCAGCGCGCCCAGUUACAGCAUGAAGUGGACAUUUUGACGCAGAAGAUGACCCAGGAGCUAUCGGGACUCAAAGAUGAUUUAAAGGAGAUGUUCAACAACCAAAAGAUAUCGACGAAGGAGUUGCAGCGGUCUCAGGAUACAGGAAUUCAGGAGUUGAAUUACCAAAUCACGGUUUCGCUUAACAGCGACGGGAAACGAGUGGUGGAGAGUCUAAGAUGGAUCUUGACGCGUAGAGCCGCUGUUGCCAUUGCGACUAGUGCGAGUGGCUAA